AUCGUGAUAGUUGCGAAACGAAAGAAAAUGCAUGCACUGCAGUGAGUACUCACUCGAUCAGGCGAUCAGUGUUAGUUAGUGUCGAUGUCGAGAAGUGUGCACGUGUGCUUAUGUAUGUGUAGGUGUAUAUGUGCCUGUGUUGUUACUACUUUGGGCGCGAGGCAAGAGUGCCAUGAAACAAGUGUGGUGAAACGUCAGCGUUAGCCACGAAUAGCAACAACAAAAGAAAAACAUUUGUAAGGUUCGCCAAACUAACCGAAGCAAACCCAUUCGGUGCUCCCGUGUAGUUGAGUCGAGUGGUUAGGUAUCGAACGCAGGUCAUAAACGCGGGACCCGGUUCCAUUCUUUCAUCGUGUCGGGUGGCGCUCCAAGCGAAUUCGGGUGUACAUGUCCACCACGCUAUCGAGUGUCUCUGGAGUGUAUCCAGACGAUUCCGAGCAAGAGCAUGGACUGUUACCGGAUCUGAAUGGUGUCGAUCUGGUUAUGAGCUUGUCGCCCAAGGCGCCAAACCACCAUCACCACCAUCACCAUCACCAUCAUCUGACCAGCCUGCAGCAUCUGCAGAACCUGCAGCACAACUCGGCCCUCCACAGCCACUCGACACCGUUUAGCGUCACCGACAUACUAAGCCCGAUCGAGGAGUACCGCAAGCUGGAACUGACCGCGAAUCCACCUUCACCGUACAGCGGCGGCAGCAGCGUUAACUCACCGAGUGCCCUCGGGCCAAACACGACCACCGGAAGUACGACGACCGGCAGCAGUAGCAUGGCGAACCCGUACGCAAUGGGUCCACUGUACCACAGUCCCGGUGUCCAGAGUUACUGUGCGCCGACGGAUAACCUUUCGCUGGCGGGCCAUUACACCGAUAUGCGCAAUUCGGCCGCCGCCGGUUGGUACGGUUCCACCGCCAGUGAUCCACGGUUUGCGAUAUCCCGAUUGAUGGGGGGCUCGGCCGGCGGUACGAUGGGUCACGCCAUGUCCAACAUGGGCAGCCUGGCGGCGUGCAGCGUGUCCGACACCAAACCGAUGCAGUUUCCACUCGCCCAACGACGAAAGCGGCGGGUGCUGUUCACGCAGGCCCAGGUGUACGAGCUGGAGCGAAGAUUUAAGCAGCAGAAAUACCUAUCCGCCCCAGAACGCGAACACCUAGCCAGCUUAAUACAUCUCACACCAACACAGGUGAAGAUAUGGUUUCAAAACCAUCGGUACAAGUGCAAACGGCAGGCAAAGGAGAAAGCGAUGGCGGAACAGAACCAACAUAAUCAGUCAGCCAGCUCACCACGACGUGUGGCCGUACCAGUACUAGUUAAAGAUGGCAAACCCUGUUCCGGCGGUUCGAACGCGAGCGCCAACAACACUAGCGGCAGCAGUGCGGCAGCUGCCGCUGCUGCUGCAGCCGCGGCCGCCGCCGCCGCCGCCGUCCAGCAGCAACAGCAGCAGCAGCAGCAGCAUCAGCAACACCAGCAACAGCAGCACGGUCAGCAUCCGUCCCAGCACGGUGGGCAUCCAGCACAGCAUCAUCAGCAGCAGCACAGCGCACACCAGCAGCAGUCGGCCGUCGGUGGGAGCGGGUCGGGUGGUUCGGCCGGUGGGUCGGCCGGCAGUGGAACGAGCGGGCCCAGCUCGAACGGCAGCAGCAGCGCCAGCAAUGCGGGCAGCGGUGCGAGCAAUGGCAGCGGUGGCCCAACCAGCACCGGCAGCAUCGUGCUGCUGAACGACACGAACGCACACUCGCCGGACACGGCCACGGCGGCGCUGCUUUCGUCGUACAAUGGUGCCGCCCAUCAACAUCAGAUGCUGCAACAGCCGUGCAAUAAUGCGCUCAUGUCCAACAGCCUGGCGAUGGCGUACCGCAACCAGAACAACUUCAUGACGAACAGCCACCAGCAGCAGUGCGGCGGCUAUCUGCCACUGCAGACGCGCGCCUGGUAAUAUUAGUGGAAUCGGUUACGUUCCGUGCCGUCGGUGGUGUGAUCUGCGUUCGGGGCAGACAUUGCGAUGCGUUUAGUUCUUUAGUGCGGCAUUUUGAAAAGCUCCGAGCUUCGAGUAACGUAUUAGACAACAAUUAGUGUUGAUUGUUUUUGUUGGGUUUCAGUCAAUUUUUUUCUUCUUAAAAGUACUUUCACAAAAGCUCCUCUGCAACUCUAGAAGGGCUUUCAUCAAACCGUUUCGUUCGCACUUUGUUUGACCAGUGUUACGUUUAGCUGGGAAAAUGCAGCCUCCGGUCCGCGGUGUUCAGCGUCAGCAAACAAAACUUACUUGUACAUAGCGUACCAGCAGUACAAUCAUUUUCCCGUGUCUUGCCGUGUUUAUUAUAGUUUGUACUGCUGUAGGAGCUCUUUUAAAAUUGUGUUUUUAUCGGCUAAUGUAGACGAUUUUGUGAGAAAAGGUUUAGUUCACAGGUAGGCGCGGCUCAACACUCGUUUCCUUCGUAGUCUUCACCACGCAAAAUAGCAACAACAAAACGGAACUGGAUUUGAGGGCACGCGUUCGUACCAAAACCAAUCAGUACAAUACAUUUACUGCUGGCCGAGCAAGCCGCUUGCACGGUCAGCAGUAGUGUAACGAUUGUAUCACUGUAAGGAAUUAUGGCACGGCGAAGCAACGGUGCGUGGCUGCCCAUUUUGUGUAUGAUAAAGCUAUAUAUAUAUAAAUAUAAAUAUAUUUUUUAAAUCAGCAAACUAAAAGUAAAACCAACAAAUAGGUCUCCCCAUGUGUCCCCAUGGGAGAGAGAGAGGUAUGCUUAAGUUAGCAGAAAAAAAUAGGAAACGCAAACACGCGCAAACUAAUCAAAUUUGGCUUAAGAUUGUUCCGCGGAACAAACACUCACUCAUUUCCCCACAAAACAAAUGUGAAAUUUCGUACAUCGAAUCCCCGUAGACACCCGUACGGCGCACUAGCAGGCAUUCGGUGCGUUGAGAUUUAGAAUGUUUAAUUUCGUUGUACGGUGCCCGUGUUAAUGGUUCAAAAAUUGCAAACGAUUUGCGUAUGAACCAAUGCAUGUGGUUUAUUAUUUUGGGAUUUUUCUCCCCGGCGGAACGUGCGUGUUUCGCAUACGACAAGACAAAAGAUUAUUAAGAUUCGGAUGCUCCAAGUGUACCUAGUUCCGGGAAAAAUUGAACCAUUCCGACACGACGCAGGCACACUUUAAUACACCCAGCCUGAUAAAUACACACGUUUGUAAAUAAUUGUAUUAUCGAGCAUUGUUUUAAGCACGCACAGCAUGGAAUGAUUGCAGCAACCCGACUCCCCAAACUUGAAAUACAGUCUCGAAGGUUUGGAAAUAGUUCCGAGGAUAAUAGAUAC
Molecule: messenger RNA, 3306 nt
Organism: Anopheles moucheti
Lineage: Eukaryota; Metazoa; Arthropoda; Insecta; Diptera; Culicidae
Product: thyroid transcription factor 1-like
Exons: 6
Coding region: 388-1932 (514 amino acids)
Biological process (GO): regulation of transcription by RNA polymerase II; cell differentiation
Cellular component (GO): nucleus
Molecular function (GO): DNA-binding transcription factor activity, RNA polymerase II-specific; RNA polymerase II cis-regulatory region sequence-specific DNA binding
Source: RefSeq, a predicted model, not a curated record